AUGGGCAUGCCAGACCCCUAUCCCGGUCAACUUUCCAACCAGCCUUUGCAAGCUGGGCUGGGAUUAUUUGACUCAACUGGCCCUGGUGAGGAAGAGGCAGUAAAUUUCACUGACAUGGUUGCCAUUGGCGAAUCAAAUCUGGUAUGUGGUGCUUCUGGUGUUGUCCCACUAGUCUCUACAGCAUCGGGCUACACAUCUGCCUCUGGCACCUGCAACGCAACAGUUACAUGUGUUAAUACUCCGGGAAACCAGAGCAGGAGGAGUACACCGAUUACCGGCUCGAGUAGUUCUCUUCAGAUGCUCAAGACUGACGACGUUGUUGGUGCGGACGAUGAGAUUGGAUUGGUCGGUGAGAAGCCGAAUGAUGCCUUGAGACAAAUGCCUCCAACUCGAGAGGAUUUGGCCGACGGGACAAUGCUGGGUCUGGCCGUCCAGACAUCAUCUGAUUGCGGUCUGUCCCAUCUGGCGGCAGAGUACCGACAGCCGUCCGGGGGACUGGGCUCAGUCUACUAUUCAGGCGUUCCUGGAAUGCUGGCCGGACCAAAUGCCUCGGUCUCCGCACCGUCUGGAUGGCUAACAGUAGGCCUGGGUCAAGAGGGCAUGGGUCAGGCGAUGACACAGGCCAUGCUGAUGCUGCCGCCGCAUCAGGUCAUUCCAGGCCAGCUGCAGACUCCAGGGAUUUUGGAUGGAGCUGUCGGUUGCCAGUUGUCAGGGGAAGAGGCGGACCGACACUACUCGAGUGGUGGUUGUAACAACGGACAUGGCACCAAUCAUACCUCCGGCAACAUUCUAGGCCCGGGUACGGCAUCGAUGGAGCUGCAAACAAGCACACCGAUUGCUGGACUGUCGAUGUCUCCCAUGUUGUCUGCCGGGCACUCGUCUGUACCGUUGUCCAGUCAAACUGGCCUGUAUCCGGCGCCAGGCCAGCUGACGGGAAUAACCCAUUUCGUGACCUCUCAGCCUCCCAUCACAUCUUCACAUUUGGUCUCGUCGACUGGGAGUCGGAGUCGCCUGGUUCGGUUGUCUAAUGGCACGGCUACAGCUACCGGCCAGUCUACGGCCCCACUUGCUCUGGUACAAACUUAUCCGGGCAGUCUCAUUCCAACCAGACAACAGCCUGUAUUUGCGGAAACUGCGAAUUUCCCACAAGUCGUCUAUCCCGACGGCCUGGCCGGGCAGGCAGUGUUCGACCAGUUGAUCUCAACAGGUGAACGGGCCGAGCCGAAUUUUGAGACGCUCGACUCGAACGACAGAAUCGUCUACCUCUCGGACAUCGGACACUGUGAGCCCGUGGCCCCCGGGGGCUCCGGAGGACACGGUUAUCCUGCCUCUGCGAGUGACCUCGUGAUUAUGCAGUCCAACUCGUCUCCGCCCCCUCCGUCCUCCCUCCAGUCCUCCAUCGGACUGUUGUCAAGCCGGUCGGUUGGUCUGAGUCUUCCUCAAUCCGCCCUACAGCUGACUUGUCCGAUGUUCGGUCAGCCCUUCUUCACAACUAUACGCGGACUGCCGACCUCGGCAACCACUGGAGGCAGAUAUCCCACUGGUCUGACGUCCACGACCCAUAUGGGUAACCUUCAGUCGUCUGGGCCUGUCCCUACAUCAGACACAUGUCUACGCACAAAAAUAUGCAAGCAUGAAUGCUCCAAUUGCCACACCAGCAAGGCUGUUUUUGGCAACGCCCAUGUUGGUUAA
Messenger RNA from Protopolystoma xenopodis, 1692 nucleotides. The record is from the annotation of a GenBank genome assembly. NCBI's taxonomy places the organism in Eukaryota, Metazoa, Platyhelminthes, Monogenea, Polystomatidea, Polystomatidae.